Colossoma macropomum (tambaqui) is the source of this 1010-nucleotide messenger RNA. RefSeq names its product trafficking protein particle complex 5 (gene trappc5). The record is from RefSeq and is a predicted model, not a curated record. Gene Ontology annotation, cellular component: TRAPPI protein complex; TRAPPII protein complex; TRAPPIII protein complex. The transcript is spliced from 3 exons. Gene Ontology annotation, biological process: endoplasmic reticulum to Golgi vesicle-mediated transport. Lineage: Eukaryota; Metazoa; Chordata; Actinopteri; Characiformes; Serrasalmidae. Bases 93 to 659 code for a protein of 188 amino acids.
GCUUUUAUUUUGAAAUGCGUGCCCGCCUCCACCUGACAAUGACAGAGUGUUGAAAUUGUGGCUUCGCAGCAUUAAGACCCAAAACAUCAGAAAUGGAGACUCGCUUCACUAGAGGGAAGUCCUCCAUCCUGGAGCGCUCUCUGACCAGGCCUAAGACGGAGGUGAGCGUCAGCGCCUUCGCCCUGCUCUUCUCGGAGAUGGUGCAGUACUGCCAGAGCCGGGUGUACUCCGUGUCCGAGCUGCAGGGCCGCCUGGCCGACAUGGGCCAAGGUGUCGGUGCCAGUCUGCUGGAUGUUCUGGUGAUGAGAGAGAAAAACGGCAAACGAGAGACCAAAGUGCUCAACAUACUGCUCUUUAUCAAGGUGAACGUAUGGAAAGCCCUGUUCGGCAAGGAAGCUGAUAAACUGGAGCAGGCAAACGAUGACGACAAGACUUACUACAUCAUAGAGAAGGAGCCGCUGAUUAACGCAUACAUAUCAGUCCCGAAAGAGAACAGCACUCUGAACUGCGCAGCCUUUACUGGAGGCAUCGUAGAGGCCAUUUUGACUCACAGUGGAUUCCCAGCUAAAGUAACUGUGCACUGGCAUAAAGGAACCACGCUCAUGAUUAAGUUUGACGAGGCAGUUAUUGCUCGAGAUAAGGCUCUGGAUGGCAGAUAAGAGACCGUAGUGUAGUUCUGUGAGGAAAUUGCCUUGUUCCCUGACUGAUAUUGAAUUUCCAAUAGUCCAGUUUUUCAAAGGACACUGAUUGAGGCAGUAAGGUCAGCAAUGUCAGUGAGGGAGUGAGGGCAUGACGCUGUUUGAGAGAGUGCUGAAAGUGGACCACUUCUUUGGUCAGUUCAUGUUCCAUGUUUGAAUUUGCAAAAGUUCAACAAAAGAUCAAACAUCACUUGACAGCACAAGCUACAGUGUUGGGUUAGUAGUGAGGUGAGAGCAUGAUUGGUAAGGGGUCAGAAUUCAUUUGGAGUAGAACUGGACAGUAUCUAUCUUUUAUUAAAGGGCCCAUAUCAU